This is a messenger RNA of Prunus armeniaca (apricot), 702 nucleotides long. The record is from the annotation of a GenBank genome assembly. Lineage: Eukaryota; Viridiplantae; Streptophyta; Magnoliopsida; Rosales; Rosaceae.
AUGGCCAACCCUUUGAGCACUCUACUUCUUGUGGCUCUACUUUCUCUUUCAGCUGCUGCAGCAACAAGAACUAAGCUGCAACCAACCAACAAUGUGGAUGGUGGUAUUUGCAAGUCAUUGGUGGAGACACAAGGCUAUGCUUGCGAAGAACAUAAAGUAACAACAGCAGAUGGUUAUGUCCUUGGCUUGCAAAGGAUUCCAGCUGGUCGGUCCAGUAACAAGACAGCAGCUAAGCUGCCUGUUUUGUUACAACAUGGACUCCUUAUGGAUGCUUCAGCUUGGCUGCUCAAUGAGCCGGAUAAGGCUUUGGCAUUCAUCUUGGCAGAUAAGGGUUUUGAUGUAUGGCUUGCCAACGCUCGUGGGACAGAAUCUAGCCGCGGACACACAUCACUUAGCCCUAAUGAUCCGGCAUACUGGGACUGGUCAUGGGAUGAAUUGACUGCUUAUGAUCUUCCUGCUGCAUUCCAGUACGUGAACAAUCAAACAGGACAGAAAUUACACUAUGUUGGUCAUUCCUUGGGAACUUUGACUGCCCUUGCCGCCUUCUCCCAAGAAAAGCUGUUAAACUUGCUAAGAUCAGCUGCUUUGCUUAGUCCAAUUGCUUAUCUUGGUCAGAUAUCGCCGUUUGGAAGAACUGCUGCCGACAUAUUUUUAGCUCAAGGACUGGCGUUGUUGGGUUCCCAGGCAUUUCCAAACGAGUGA